UUGCACUUUUUUGUGGUAUGAUCUCACAGUCAGCUUUCAGCUUUACUUACGGGCGAAAUUAAGCAGGAGCAAAGAAGUGCAGUCAUCAGUGAAGUGACAAGUCACAACUGUUGUGCUGCUGCUGAUCUCUCCUUCCUCUUUGCCUGCUGCCUUCCUUCAAAUCCUGAUAAGCUUGAGAGCAGUGUCAAUAAUUGUAGUCCACUGAGACGGACGGGCGAAGCUCGAGUUUGUUGACCAGCAGCAGCAGCCGACGACGAUUGUGUCCUUAUUGCAAUAAUCUCAACAAAAUAGUUAUGAGCUAACUAGUCAACUCACAAAACUACAAUAAUCAAUCUUAGGACGACAUCAGAAGUUGAACAGAAAUAUUUAAGAAUAAUUUUUAAGGGUAUUUUAUUUGUGCAAACGGAAAAAGCCUGUUUAUAAAUUAAUUAGAAAAUAGAGCACCGCCUUUUAGGAAAAAUAUGGCACUAAACGCCUCCAGCAUUUCCUUGUCGACCUCUGCAGUGGAGCAGAGGCCGGCUGACCCACCAGCCGAAGAUGCUAUCAAAGUUGUGUGUCGUUUUCGUCCCCUCAACACUGCCGAGGUCAAGGCAGGCUCCAAGUUCGUGGCAAAGUUUACCGACGAGAAUUGCAUCACGAUUGGGGGGAAGGUCUAUGUUUUCGAUAAAGUGUUCAAGCCGGACUCGACUCAAGAGCGAGUGUACGACGAUGCUGCCAAGUCCAUCGUGAAAGAUGUCCUUUGUGGCUACAACGGAACUAUUUUCGCCUAUGGUCAGACUUCUUCCGGCAAGACGCACACGAUGGAGGGCGUUAUGGGCGAUUCCGACAUGCAAGGCAUCAUUCCCCGAAUUGUGAACGAUAUAUUCAACCACAUCUACUCUAUGGACGAAAAUUUAGAAUUUCAUUUAAAGUGCUCGUAUUACGAAAUUUAUUUGGACAAGAUUCGAGACCUACUGGACGUUACUAAAGUUAAUUUAAGUGUACACGAGGAUAAGAAUAGGAUUACGUACGUGAAAGGUGCAACUGAACGAUUUGUUUCAUCUCCUGAAGAAGUGUUUGAGGUUAUCGAGGAAGGAAAAUCUAAUAGACAUAUAGCAGUUACAAACAUGAACGAACACAGCAGCAGAAGUCAUUCUGUAUUUUUAAUCCACGUAAAGCAAGAAAAUUUGGAGAACCAGAAGAAAUUGUCGGGAAAAUUAUACCUGGUCGAUUUAGCUGGAAGUGAGAAGGUUUCAAAAACCGGGGCAGAAGGUCAAGUUCUGGACGAAGCGAAAAAUAUCAACAAAUCCUUGUCUGCCUUGGGAAAUGUUAUUUCCGCUCUAGCCGAAGGAGUUCGUACUCACAUCCCUUACCGUGACUCCAAAUUGACUCGAAUUCUUCAAGAAUCCUUGGGUGGCAAUGCAAGAACCACGAUCAUCAUUUGCUGUUCUCCUGCCUCGUUUAAUGAGUCUGAAACAAAAUCUACGCUAGACUUUGGUCGAAGAGCCAAGACUAUUAAGAACGUGGUCAGUGUAAACGAGGAGUUGACAGCAGAAGAGUGGAAACGUCGCUACGAGAGAGAAAAGGACAAGGUGGCCAGACUUCGGGGAAAAUUAGAAAAGGCGGAAGAGGAAUUGGAACGGUGGAGAAAAGGAGAAACGGUCUCGGCUGAAGAACAGGUGUCACUGAAAGAUGAGUCCGCCGCUGCUCCCACUCCGAGCGAACCAGCACCACAACUCGUUCCGGCGAAACCUACAAUGGUUGCCUCCUCGAUAUCUUCAGACGAACAGGAGAGGUUAUAUCAGCAGCUGGACGAAAAGGACGAGGAGAUCACACAACAGUGUCAAAUGGUCGAGAAAUUGAAAGAGCAACUCAUGGAACAGGAGGAGCUCAUUUCAACAUCGAGACGUGAUUAUGAAAAGCUACAGCAAGAAAUGUCCAGAAUUCAGGCCGAGAACGAGGCAGCGAAAGACGAAGUCAAAGAAGUUCUUCAGGCAUUGGAAGAACUCGCCUUGAACUAUGACCAGAAGGCGGGUGAAGCUGAGGGAAAAACUCGGGAAUUUGAUGUUCUAAAUGAAGAACUCACCCAGAAGCAGGCUCAGCUCAACUCUACUCUAUCCGACUUGCAAACCCUGAAAGAUAUGUCUUCCCAUCAAAAGAAAAAGACAAACGAAAUGUUGGCCAGUUUGUUGAUGGAUCUCAAUGAAAUUGGCCAAGCAAUCGGAGCACCGCUCGUGGAGAAUAUCAAACUGGGCGAAAAAGUUGAAGAAGAAUUUACCGCUGCUCGUUUGCUUGUUGCUAAAACAAAAACAGAAGUAAAAAACCUUGUCCAUCGAUGCACAUCCUUGGAGAAUACACAAACCGAUUGCAAUAAAAAGAUUGACGAGUACGAAAAGAACUUGGCGGAAUGUCGACUAAAACUGGCACAAACGGAGGGUCGGAUAACUGCAUUGCAAGAAACGUCCAAGGAAAUUGAGAGCAGAAAGCGUGCCCUGGAGGAGCAAGUGGACUCUUUGAAUCAUGAAUGUACACGCUUGCGAGCCCAAGAAUCUCUCGGCCCAGCAACGGCUCAGGCGGACACGACGGUGAAGGAAGCUCUGGAGAAACAGCUCGAACAAAAUCGAGAACAGCAUCAGAAACAAGUUCAGAAUCUCCGAGAUGAAAUUGAUGCCAAGCAGGCCGUUAUUGAUCAAUUAAGAGACACAACACAAAAAUUGGCUUGUCAGCAGCAACAAUUGCAGGAUGACUACGGGAAACUUAAAUCGGAGGAGUCUGAUCGCAGUAGCAAGCUGCAACAGUUGAUAUUGGCCCAAGAGAAACGAGAGCAGGCACGAAAGGAUCUGAACGGUCUUCAAGAAACUGUCUCAAAGGAGUUGCAAACGUUGUUAAAUUUGAGAAAAAUGUUUGUGAACGAUUUACAAAAUAGAAUGAAAAAGUCUGUUGGCUUUGAACACGCCAGUUUAGAAGUGGCCGAAGACGCUGGUGGUUCGCUUGCCCAAAAGCAAAAGAUCUCAUUCCUUGAAACAAACUUGGAACAACUUACCAAAGUUCAUAAGCAAUUAGUUAGAGAUAAUGCCGACCUGAGAUGUGAAUUACCAAAGUUGGAGAAGCGGCUUCGUGCCACGAUGGAACGUGUUAAAGCAUUGGAAGCUGCCCUUCGAGAAGCGAAGGAGGGAGCGAUGCGUGAUCGAAAACGGUAUCAAUAUGAAGUGGACCGAAUUAAAGAAGCCGUUCGUCAGAAAAAUCUUGCGAGACGGAGUCACGCUGCUCAAAUUGCGAAACCUAUUCGGGCUGGCCAACCACAACAUGUUACACACCCAAUUGGGAUUCGAGGUGGUGGAGGAAUGACGGCCUCCACCAUUAAAAACGGAGCAAAUGACUAAAGAAUGCCUUGCUCUGGAGACUCAAAGAAAUAUACUAUUGUGAAUUUAUACAAGAUGUUACCCAAAACGGUAUUAAGUAUGUGUUUUGCAGAAGAGUGGUCAAUGUGAGUGGUGAUUCGUUUCCAGUUAGUUUUAAUGUUUUAAGAUUUUGGGAUUGGCUCCCGUCAAAAAAGUGCAUUUUAAAAAUUUUAGCAAUAUUGCAGGUUGUUUAGAAAGUUAAUUCCAACAAGUUUCAUUUUUAGCACAUGAACAAAUCCGUAAAUUGUUAUAUAACUCACUCAUUGUAUUAGUAUCUAUUAUGCAGUGCUAUUAGCCUACCUAACUAUAUUAUAUUCUUGUUGUAAUUUACACAUAGCAGGUUAUUAUGCAGAUACUAAAUACUACUACUUUGUACAGGAGAGAGAACUCUAGCCUAGUUUUAUUUACAGCAGAAUAAUAAUAAUUGUAUUUCGGGUUAGGGUCCGUUGGGGUUGAUAACGUUCCUCUCUCUCACACACACAACUCCUUCCUCUUGCAAGGAUUGCAAGGAUUUAAAAAUGAGGUGAUCGAUAUGAAUACACAUUUAGUAAUGGCUUCAAUGAGACUGCUAUAUCGCUAAAUAUUGUACUAAAAUCAUCUUGGUCACCAAAUAAAUCUCCGUAAUUGGCUCACUUCACGCUCGCCUUAAAUAAUAAUAAACCUUGUGCAAGGAUGAA
Folsomia candida is the source of this 4057-nucleotide messenger RNA. It is a transcript of the gene Khc, whose product is annotated as kinesin heavy chain. The record is from RefSeq and is a predicted model, not a curated record. The transcript is spliced from 24 exons. NCBI's taxonomy places the organism in Eukaryota, Metazoa, Arthropoda, Collembola, Entomobryomorpha, Isotomidae. The coding region runs from base 462 to 3362 and encodes 966 amino acids. Gene Ontology annotation, biological process: microtubule-based movement. Gene Ontology annotation, molecular function: ATP binding; microtubule binding; microtubule motor activity.